This is a messenger RNA of Acanthaster planci (crown-of-thorns starfish), 2757 nucleotides long. It is a transcript of the gene rnf14, whose product is annotated as ring finger protein 14. Gene Ontology annotation, biological process: protein ubiquitination. NCBI's taxonomy places the organism in Eukaryota, Metazoa, Echinodermata, Asteroidea, Valvatida, Acanthasteridae. The record is from RefSeq and is a predicted model, not a curated record. Gene Ontology annotation, molecular function: ubiquitin-protein transferase activity; protein binding; zinc ion binding.
GUACUGCUGUCAUGCACGUCGCGUCGCGCGCCGUGUGUACGCACAUGCAGGUAGUACACAUGUACAGUACAUGCACAUGUACGUCGCGAGUUCUGUAUAAAUUUGUUGCACUUGCAGUCACCAAUUCUGACAACAAAGUUACUGUAUUCUCGCGAGAAAAACAAGUUUCUUCUCAUAAGCUCAUCUCAAGCGUUGGCAUUUAAUCUCUGAUAGGACGUUUACUUAGUUUUGAGGAACCAGUAACUUGACUCAGGCCGUAUCAUGAGCAGUGAUGAUGCAGAGGCCCAAGCCGAUGAGGUGACAGCCCUGGCUAGCAUCUACGUACGAGGAGAGGAUAUUUGUCGCCGAAAACGACAACAAGGCGGAGAGUUCUCGGCUCACUUGGAACUGCCGGAGGAAUAUUUCAUCAAGCUUGACGGUCCACUCAUUCAGCAAGCCAAGAAACAUGGUCUGAAGUUGCAGGAGGGUAGCAAUGGCAGCUCUCUUCUGCGCAUUAACCACCUGCCGCCCAUCGUGCUCAACUUCCAGUAUCCUGAGGACUAUCCAUCCAAGUCUGCUCCUUCCUUCACUCUGUCCUGCAAGUGGCUGAGCGUUGAUAAGCUCUCCAAAUUGUGCUCUCAUUUGGAUCGCAUCUGGGAUGAGAAUCGCGGUGAGGUCGUCAUCUUUCAGUGGACACAGUUCCUCAUUGAUGAAAGCCUACAGAUUUUGGGAAUCCAGUCGCCUCUGUUGUUGGACAUCAGGAAGAUGUUGCGUUCCAACUCAGUAGAGGCUCGAGGAGCCUGUCCCCCAGAUAGAACAGAUGAGCAAGCUUCCCGACCUUCCUCGGAAGAUCAGGACAAGGGAACAUUGCUCUGUGAUCACGAGAGUGAUCCAGACCAUGCCCCUUUAGAUCCCCGCGCUGUUCAAGACAUCGGCAGCCCCAGUGUCCUCUUACUGACGCUGAUCGAGCACAACAGGGCCGAGCGACAGAGGGUCUUUGAUGCUUCCCUGUACAGUUGCCUUGUCUGCUUCUCUGAGAAACUGGGUUCUCAGUGUAUCAACUUCCAGGGAUGCAACCACGUCUAUUGUAAAGACUGUGUUAAGGGUUACUUUGAGGUGCAAAUCGAAGAAGGGAAUGUCAAGGGUUUGAACUGCCCCGACACGGAUUGUGAUUCUCCUGCUUUGCCAUCACAGGUUCGUGAACUGGUCAGCAAGGAGCUGUUUGCAACCUACGACCGCCUUCUGCUACAGCGCACCUUGGAAGGAAUGGAUGACAUUGUCUACUGCCCCCGUUUGUCCUGUCAGUGUCCAGUCAUGAGGGACAAGGAGACCACGAUUGCGGUGUGCUCCGCCUGCGCGUAUCCAUUCUGUGUGAAGUGCAGAAUGGCGUACCACGGUGUCUCCCCGUGUAGACUACGGAAAGAGGAGAUCUUGAAGCUACGAAAGGAGUACGAAGAGGGAAGUGUGGAGCUGAGGGCCAAGCUGGAGCAGCAGUUUGGCCGGCGCGUCUUCCGAGAGGUUCUGGAAGAGUUUGAGUCACAACGGUGGAAGGACGAGAACAGCAAAGAAUGUCCCAAGUGCCACACCAACAUUGAGAAAAUUGACGGUUGCAACAAGAUGUCUUGUUCCCAGUGCCGCACGUUUUUCUGCUGGGUCUGCCUCAAGAUCUUGUCUCACUCUGUGCCGUACCAGCACUACAAUGAUCCCAAGAGCCGUUGCUUCAAUCAGCUUUUCCACUUUGAGGGACCAGUGGCUCGCGUUGUCAGGGAUGAUGAAUGGAUGUUUGUGUGACAACUGCAGUCAACAACAUGGGCGGUCCAGUUACAGAGUUAAUGUCAGGUACUUUUUCAAGGUUCAAUUUUAACUUCAAAUCCAGUGCCCUCAUCCAAGAAUCAGUGGCGUAAGAAUCAGAUCAGAAAUGGUUUAGUAGAACUCACUCUCCUCAAAAGAAAAGUUCUUGAGAUGUUAAUAAGUUCUGAAGCAGUUUCUAAGCCUUUUAAUUGUUAGAAAUAUAUGGUCAGGAUUUAAAGUGUUGGAGCAGUUUCAUUAUUAAAGUUAACUUAAAGUGGUUAGUAUCUACCAUCAGUGUUUCUAGCAUGGUUCCUACAGUUGUAUUCUGUGUUGUAGUCGAGUCCUGGCCCAAGUAUUUUAUGGGACAAGUAACAGGGUCAACAAAGACCAGUUUUGUCACAAUGUUAAUGGAUAACUUGUGAUUUGACUCAAGAUUGGAUGAGUUGUGGAGGACAUAGAGAAAUGUUUACUGGGCUUCAACUGCAUCAGAGCUGUUCAAUAAUAACAUCUCUUGGAGGUGAUACGCUUGAUAUGGGAACAAUCCCACAACUGUGCUUUUUUAUGCAAAUUUAUUCUUUAAACACCUUGAAACUGAAGAAUCUUAAAGAGCUUUUCAGCUCGUUCACACAGCAAUGGCACGUUAUGUCAGUUGUUGUAGGCCUGUCCGGGAAGUGAUUGAUUCGGACGUAGAAAUCAGCCCUCUGUAAUUUCUGUGAUGCCGGCAAUUAUGAAUGAGGCUGAAUAAAAUUGUUUAAGAGAGAAUUUUUCUCUUAUUUGCAAUUAGAAUAAAAGUGCAUGCAGACUAACAGAAGUUGCAAACAGCUGGGACGGGGGUGUUGAAUGCAAUUUUUGAGAAAUUAAUUUGUCCUUUCAGGUGAAGUUGGUGAACUGAAAUUGAAGGCAAUCAGAGCAGCAAUAACUACACUGGACAGCAAACGAAACUUGCCAUUUCUGUCAAAGGCCACACAUAAAAAUUCAAUCCAUAGA